Xiphias gladius (swordfish) is the source of this 1011-nucleotide messenger RNA. RefSeq names its product ras-related protein Rap-1b. Gene Ontology annotation, cellular component: plasma membrane. The record is from RefSeq and is a predicted model, not a curated record. Lineage: Eukaryota; Metazoa; Chordata; Actinopteri; Istiophoriformes; Xiphiidae. Gene Ontology annotation, biological process: cellular response to cAMP; Rap protein signal transduction; negative regulation of synaptic vesicle exocytosis. Bases 153 to 707 code for a protein of 184 amino acids. The transcript has 8 exons. Gene Ontology annotation, molecular function: GDP binding; GTPase activity; GTP binding.
GCCUUCACCGCCUCCAGCUCGACGUCGGAGCGCGGCGGCGGCAGGAGGGAGCGGCUCUGGUAGAGCGACAUCCACACAGAGUAGCGGGGAGCGAGAGAGAGAGCGAGCGCGCAGCGGAGCGGACGGGUGGAUGACUCAGACAGACAGUCAGAAUGCGUGAAUACAAACUGGUUGUUUUAGGAUCAGGAGGAGUCGGCAAGUCAGCUCUGACUGUCCAGUUUGUUCAGGGAAUCUUCGUGGAGAAAUACGACCCGACGAUAGAGGAUUCCUACAGGAAGCAAGUGGAGGUCGAUGGACAGCAGUGUAUGUUGGAGAUCCUGGACACAGCAGGAACAGAGCAGUUCACGGCGAUGAGAGACCUGUACAUGAAGAACGGUCAGGGUUUCGCUCUGGUUUACUCCAUCACGGCUCAGUCGACCUUCAACGACCUUCAGGACCUCAGAGAGCAGAUCCUCAGAGUGAAGGACACCGAGGACGUCCCCAUGAUCCUGGUUGGAAAUAAGUGCGACCUGGAGGUGGAGCGCGUGGUGGCCAAAGAGUCGGGCAUCGGCCUCGCGCGCCAGUGGAACUCCUGCGCCUUCCUGGAGACCUCGGCCAAGAGCAAGAUCAACGUCAACGAGAUCUUCUAUGACCUCGUGCGACAGAUUAACAGGAAGAGUCCAGUUCCGGGGAAAACCCGCAAAAAGUCCACCUGUCAGCUUCUCUAAUGACAGUUUUCUGCUCACCUGACCGACAAAACAACCAACCAACCAACCAACCAACCAACCAACCAACCAACCAACCGAUCACAGGACAUCUUCCAGCUGGCCACGCCCCUUUAACACAGCCAUGUCAUCGUCAACAUCAGCCACCUCUGACCUCUGUUUCCAUGACGACCGCAUCUCCCAUCCCCUCACCACACUGUCUAACGGAGAAUGUUGCCUUGGAAACAUUAAAACCAAACAUCAAAAGACUGCGGCGGUGGCGGCGACGGCAACGAUGAUGAUGAUGAUGAAGAUGUUGUUGCAGGAA